Messenger RNA from Corythoichthys intestinalis (scribbled pipefish), 3763 nucleotides. RefSeq names its product zinc finger protein OZF-like. Gene Ontology annotation, biological process: regulation of DNA-templated transcription. The transcript is spliced from 3 exons. The record is from RefSeq and is a predicted model, not a curated record. Gene Ontology annotation, molecular function: RNA polymerase II cis-regulatory region sequence-specific DNA binding; DNA-binding transcription factor activity, RNA polymerase II-specific. Lineage: Eukaryota; Metazoa; Chordata; Actinopteri; Syngnathiformes; Syngnathidae. The coding region runs from base 256 to 1824 and encodes 522 amino acids.
CGGAAAUGCAAAAGAUAAGACUGGCCAUGGUGGAACGUAUGUUUCUUGUUUUUCCUCGGUUUCAGUCACUUAACUAAACCUUAGUCUCGACGACGUGUUUAGCAUUAGCCACAUUACGGACUCAAACAUCAGUUUUCGAGUCUUACCACUCGAUGAUGUAUUGCGAUCUAUUUUUAGCCUAGCCUAGCCUAGCUGACCAACUGCUAACAAAGCUGCAAAGCACGUUGUCAAUCGUUCAGAAAUCAAGUCAGGAAAAUGUCAUCGAGAACGACACCGGCUGCAGUAAAGUUCCAGGAGGAACUUUGUGGAGUAAAAGAGGAGCCCCCACAUCAGCAACCCUCGACUGUGUGCGAAAUAAUGCACGUAAAGGUUGUUCUUCACAGACUAGAAGAUCUAUAUGUUAGCCAAGCCCAUCGUCUUGAGCACCAGGAGUCUGCAUGCAUCAAGGGGGAGGAGGAAGAAUCUCCAGACAUCAAGGAUGAAGAGUCUGUUCACAUUCAAGGUUUCAGAAAAUAUAUUGGUGCUGAGACAGAAUCUCCUGGCGUUAACGAGUAUGUUGAGCUCCCCCAAAUCAAAGAGGAGGAGGAGCCAGAGCCCUGUCAACAGAGGCAACUUCCAAUCAAAAAGGAGGAGGAGGAGCUGCCAUAUGGUAAAGAGGAGAUAGAGGAGGAGCAUAUCACCAUGUUGACUAGUGAGCCCUUGAAGAGUGAAGAUGGUCCGAGUGAGGCCGGCAGAGGGGCGAAGCCUCCAAGCAAGGGGAGUAGCAGCAGCUCAACAGAAGGAUUGCAAGCAGACAUUGACAUUGCUUCAUCAGACAGAGAUGGCGCCACGUCACACUCACCUUACAAUGAUGAUGGUCAUAAGACAUCUCACGGUGACGACAAACUCUGCAAAUGCUCUCAGUGUGGGAAAACCCUUGCUACCAAGCAAAGUUGUCGAAGACAUAUGAGGAUCCAUACUGGUGAAAAACCUUAUGUUUGCUCAGUUUGUGGAAAGAGUUAUGCUCAUUCAGGAGACUUAACAAAACACACAAGAACCCACACUGGCGAAAAACCUUUUUCCUGCUCAGUUUGUGAUCAACGAUUCGCUUGGAAGCAACACUUAAAACGACACACAAGAACCCACACUGGCGAAAAACCUUUUUCCUGCUCGAUUUGUGAUCAAAGAUUUGGUUGGAAGCAACACUUAAAACGACACACAAGAACCCACACUGGCGAAAAACCUUUUUCCUGCUCGAUAUGUGAUCAAAGAUUUGCUCGGAAGCAACUCUUAAAACAACAUACAAGAACCCACACUGGCGAAAAACCUUUUUACUGCUCAGUUUGUGGUCAAAGAUUCACUCAAAAAGAUAGCUUGAAAAUACACACAAGAAUCCACACUGGAGAAAAACCUUUUCCCUGCUCGAUAUGUGGUCAAAGAUUUGCUCGAAAGCAACUUUUAAAACAACACACAAUAACCCACACUGGCGAAAAACCUUUUUCCUGCUCAGUUUGUGGUCAAAGAUUCAGUCUAAAACAACGCUUAACAACACAUGCAAGAACCCACACUGGCGAAAAACUUUUUUCCUGCUCAGUUUGUGGUCAAAGAUUCAAUCAAAAAAAUAACUUGAUAAUACACACAAGGAUUCACACUGGAGAAAAACCUUUUCCCUGCUCAGUCUGUGGUCAAAGAUUCACUCAGCAGCAACACUUAAAAGAACAUACAAAAACACACACUGGCGAAAAACCUUUUUUCUGCUCAGUUUGUGGUCAAGGAUUUGCUCGUAUAGAAACCUUAAAAAAACACAAAAGAACCCACACUGUCGAAAAACUUUUUCCUGAUUAGUUUGUGAUCAAAGAUUUGCUCGGAAGCAACUCUUAAAACAACAUACAAGAACCCACACUGGCGAAAAACCUUUUUCCUGCUCAGUUUGUGGUCAAAGAUUCACUAGAAAAAAUAGCUUGAAAAUACACACAAGAAUUCACACUAUAUAAUAAUAAUAUUAUAGGCCUGACAAUAAUAACCCUGAUAUUUACAACUAUCUUGUCCACACAAAAUCAGCCUAUUCUCACGAAAGUUUGAAAAACUUUAAGAGCUUGGAGGCUUAUAAAUGCUACGUUGCUGGUUGGGUGAAACAGGUCCUCGUACACGAAAAUUCGGCAGGAAUCUUGUGCUCGGAAGGUGAGUUACGAAAUUUUCAAUUCAAAAUCUUUUGUUCUUGCUAACAUCCACGGUCAAGUCUAAUGUAUUCCAUGUCAUUUGUCAAUGGAGCUAGGGCUUUUAAUGUUUAUAUGGUUUAGCGAUAGCACUCACUACAUACAUACGUGUAUGUUGUCGGCGAUUAGCCUAGCAGUGAUCUUAAUUGUGGUUGUCAGCCCAAAACCCUCUAAAUAUAUAUUAAAUGCAUCUUACCAGAUAUAAAAUGACUACUACAUAAUCUGUGGUAAUCGUUUGGAGCCCAGUUUUCUUGUCGAAUUGCAGCAGCCCAUCUCGCUCUCUCCUCUCCGUGUCUCUCGGAAUCCGGUAGAACUUCAAGUCUCUCAGUCUUCUCCGUCUAUCUUCUCUGUUAUUGCAACCGACACAAACGCACAUCGAGGUACUAUUAACUUUGCAAGGAGAGGUACUAUGAGUCAUUUUUCGAGUGUCCCAGAGCUCGCGAAAUUUGGGGGGAAAAAAGCGCAUUUAUCAAAGUUUGGUCAGCCGUAAUUGCGUAUAUCCGUCAGCCGAAACAGUCUGAUCGCAAAGAUAAGUACACCUGCCCCUCGUUGUCGAAGUUGGCGCGCCGGUGUUGUGCCGAAAAAUCGCCACUCCGCGUGAAAUGUCCUCCCUGACGGUAGUGCCCAUGCAUCACUCUUACAAAUAACUUUUUCUUACCAAUCGAUGGACACGGAAACGACUUUCUUGUACCGUGAAUAUGUAUAAUUUUACUCUGCUUGAACUAAUAAAUCUUGUACUGUUACCGGCGCUCUGAAAAUAGAGCAAGGCUUUAUUUUGGGCCCCGCCUCACCACGCAAAUUCAGUCAAACUUUGCUCCAAGACGGCCGUCCACCGCUCAUUUUCGCUGAAAAGUCCGAUCCAAACUAUUGUAAUGCGGAUGUUAUUUCAAUGUGACCGGCGUUGUCAGAUUGAGCAAAGAGGAAGAAAGUGGGCGAGCGAGCGAGAAGGAGCGAGAUCGGCGAGUUGGAAAAGUGCGCGGCUAGCGCCGAGUUGAGUGGCUUCAUCCCCCACGUUUUUGUUUUGGUCAAUAAAAGUGUCCUUAAAGAGCCAUCCGACGCCUCUCGGUGUUUUAUGCACGCCGCCGCAUUCCCAAGGACGAGAUCGGACGAACCCAGACGAAACGACGACAACGAGCCAAGUGAAUCGCCGGUGAGGAGUUGAAAACACCGCCAAUUUCCAAAAAGGGCAGAGAUGGUGACACGUGAAAGCGGCCUAAAGCCAAAAAAGCGGACGAGAAUAACCAGAGCCUGGAAUUAUUUCAAGGAAAAUAUGGAGGGUGCCACUGUGUGUACUCUUUGCUAAGCUGAGCUCGCAUACCACGGUAGCACGUAGGCUAUAAACGAACACUUGAAGCGCCAUCACCCAAGUAUAAUUUUCGAAGACAACAAGAAACAACAAGCUAGCGGAUUGUGAGUCCAUACAUCUCUCUAACGAUUUUUUUAAAUGGAAGUUGCCUUUAUGUGCGUCGUAUCAACGCGCAUUUUUAUUUAAUAAAAUAAUUAAUAUAAUUAUAUAUUUUUAAAAAUUAUUAUUAAAUUUAUUAGGAUCAUGGAAGCUCCCACUUCGG